Molecule: messenger RNA, 978 nt
Organism: Musa acuminata AAA Group (dessert banana)
Lineage: Eukaryota; Viridiplantae; Streptophyta; Magnoliopsida; Zingiberales; Musaceae
Product: AAA-ATPase At3g28510-like
Exons: 1
Coding region: 82-966 (294 amino acids)
Molecular function (GO): ATP binding; ATP hydrolysis activity
Source: RefSeq, a predicted model, not a curated record
AGGUGCACGUACUAAUCCAUCUCCGGUAAUAUAAAUCAUGUCAAGAAUUAUGUAGAUCACCAAGUAGCAUCGACGCAGGCGAUGUUGGAGCACCCGGCGAGUUUUGCAAUGCUGGCUAUGGAGCCUAAGAAGAAGCAAGAGAUCAUCGACGACCUGGAGACCUUCAGCAAGAGCCAAGACUACUAUGCCAAGAUCGGCAAGGCAUGGAAGCGCGGCUACCUUCUCUAUGGUCCACCGGGCACCGGCAAGUCCACCAUGAUCGGAUGCAUGGCCAACUUCCUCAACUACGAUGUCUACGACAUCGACCUCACCACCGUCAAGGACAACACUGAGCUCCGCCACCUCAUCGUGAACACUGGCAGCAAGUCCAUCAUCGUGAUCGAGGACAUCGACUGUUCCCUCCAUCUCUCUGGCGCCCGAGAAGCAAAAAAGAGCAACCAGGGAAACAAAGAGAGCGUCGACGAGGAGAAGGGUGAUGAGGGGAAGAGCAAAGCGACGUUCUCGGGGCCGUUGAAUUUUAUCGACGGUCAAAAGAAGGGUGAGGGGACGAGCAAAGUGACGCUCUCGGGGCUGUUGAAUUCCAUCGACGGUCUGUGGUCUGCAUGCGGAGGCGAGCGUCUUAUCGUGUUCACGACGAACCACGUGGAGGAACUCGACCCAGCUUUGAUAAGAAGGGGGAGGAUGGACGUACACAUCGAGCUUGGCUACUGCGGUUUCGAGGCGUUCAAGGUUCUUGCUAAGAAUUACUUGGAAGUGGAGGAGCACCCGUUGUUCGAGAAGGUGAAGGACCUGCUGGAGAUGGUGAACAUCUCACCGGCGGAGGUUGCGGAGUCGCUGAUGCCCAAGAAUCUACGCGACGAGGACAAGGCAAGCCAGUGUCUGAGGGAUUUGGUUCGAACACUGGACCAAAAAAAACAGGAAGAGGACGGAGGAAAGGGGAAGAAGGAGACGCAAGUGAAGCAGUAGGAAGAGCACUAG